AUUAGCAGACAGACCGAAAAACGAAGUCAAGUCAAGACUCGGGGGGUAACGGAGUUUGGGACUUACCGUUUCAGUUAUUAGACAACAAUCGCGUGAUGUGUCUUGUGUGUUCACUGUGAUGGGAAAAAAAUGUGGAAUGGAACAAAGGUGUUAAAUUGGAUUUUUUCUUUAACUACUCAAAACCUUCUAGUAGCGUUUAAGAUAUCCGUUGGUGCCUCAAGUAUACUGUAUGGAUACUUUUUUGGGUAUCCUGUUGCAGUGCUUUUUCUUUCAUCAUGUCUUGUUGCCUUCAAACUCCCUGUACUCAUUGUCUACUUCAACCAACUUCUUUUAGGGGCUGAGAGAACUAACUUACCAGAAAUCAAGCAGAAACACAAAUUCCGUACUAAGCCUUCUUCUCCAUACUUUAUAGUUGAUGGUGGCACUAUUUCAUGUGAUGUAAACGAAGCUUUAGAAAGAUUCCUUGAUGGCAUUUUGGAAAAAUUUGUUAUACACUGGCACUCAGCAUUAGAUGUUAAAGAGGAUGAAUUUGUCAAUGAAGUACGCCACAUAAUUAAAUUUAUGGUUGUCAGGUUACACCAGCUACUUGAUGAAAUUGACUUUCCUAAAUUGCUAAUUAAAAAGAUUAUUCCAGCAUUUUUGUGGCAUUUGGAAUGUUUCUCUACUGGCCUUGAAAGAAGUCAUUCCAUAGAAAUUGAGAAAUAUGUCUUACAGUGUUUUGGAGAAAAUCUUCAUCCAGCAAUUUCUAGUAGACAAACAGAAGAAGUAUAUUUGAAACACUGCUCAGAGCAAAUCCUCAAAGAUCUUCUUCCAAAUGAACUCAAAUCGAGCAAGUUACUAUCUAUUUUAGUACGCGAUAUUCUCAGCUGCCAGGUUCUUCAACAUGCCAUGGAUGCAUUAGCGAAUCCCGAGAAUAUCAACCGAUUAAUGAUUGUGUGCUUAGAUGAAUAUAGUACUAUGUUAUUAGGAAGUCAAGCCGUGGAAUCGGACCCCGGUGUUCAAAUAUUGAACAAUUUUACAAAUAAUUGUCAACCCAAUACCAAAGACCUGUGUUUGUACCCUAGUCUUUCAUCGAUUCUGAAAACACCGCCGCACUUGUACCAACUGAUGCAGUUUUUAAAACGAAUAAACACCCUCAAGUAUCUACAAUUUUGUUUUGCUGUUGAUGAGUUUAAUGAAAAACUGUUGAACCCUGAUCUCAAGCCGGAGCAAAUGAAACGGUUACAGCUAAUGGGACAAAAGAUGUUUGCAAUGUAUUUCUGUCAUUCGUCGCCAGACUGCAUUGGAUUUGAAAACGAAUCGAAGAAUCAAAUGAAAUCAAUUGUUUAUGCAAGCGCCACCGAAAUUGUGCGCUUGAGAACGAGCUCUACUUUAUUUCAGGCCUACGACUAUGUAAUGGACAUCUUGGAGACUAAAAUUUUGCCUCGUUUUUACCGUAGUCCUGAGUUUUACCAACUAGUCACUGACGCACAACAGUCAGGAGGUUCUUCGAAAAGCACCAAAAAAAAAGAAGCUGUGUCAACUGGAUGGGGUAAGAAGCUACGGGCUGCGUUACGCCCAAGCUGGUUAGCAGCAGAUGCUAAACUAGCUUCACUGGAACCAGAAGAUGAAAAUUACGAUACAGGAAUUGAUUUGACUGAGGCAGAUUUUAUUGCAGAUGAUGUUGAUGCAGACGAUCGAGGUGCCUAUGCGGAUCUGAUUCCGGUUUCCGGGAGAGACCUGACAGCUUGGAAAACGUCCAUUCCACGCGUAGUAUCGGCCGUCGAUUCAGCUGGUAAAGCCAUAUGGGGUUUUGAAGUAGAAAUCCAAAGAGGUGAUAUAAGGCCGGAGGACGAUCCCGAAGAGUAUCACUGGACUGUAAUUCGAACCUAUCUCGAGUUUUUUCACUUGGAGAGCAAGCUUACCGAGUUUCAUGGGGAGUUUGUCACCAAUCGCCUUCCCCCGAAAAAGAUGUUUGGGACCAGAAGCAUGGCUUUUUUGGAAAGCGUUCGAGUUGAAUUCGAAACCUUUUUACGAACUUUACUUCAUCAACCAGCUUUGAAAGGAAGUGAUCUUAUUUUCUCAUUCCUUACUCUAUCUGAUCUUUCGGCAUGCCAAGCCAUCGGCGAUAGUUCAGUGAUAGGAUCCAAUUUGCUUCCCGACUUGGGGUUUAGUCGUAUGAUGCGUAACGUGCGACACGUUCCUAUGAAGUUGCGGAAAGAAAAGGGGCAGGAUUUAGAUAGUUUUCUUCAGACCUUCAUAGCAUCAACAGAGGCUCCAAAACCUAAACCAAGCAAAGUUGAAGUCCGAGAUAUUUCUGGUGAAGUUUCCUUGCCUGUUAUCAAAGAACUACACCCGGUGUUUAAAGAUAACGCUAAAUCUUUCCUUUCACAAGACGGCCUCUCUAGUCGUGGUACAGCUUCUCGUGCAGUGUGUAUUCCAACAAUUUGCAGCCCGUACGAUUGCGUGUUAUUUGCAGCUCUGAAAAUAUGGCGAGUUCCUCAAUUAUUGUGGAGUGUGCUCGUGGGUCUUCGUUCUCUAUUGAGCGUCUACUUUGAUGCGUAUGCCCGGAACUACUUCCGGGCUAAGUUUUAUAGUGUUAUCCAGCCAGCGAAAGUUACACUGGCUAUAAAGUUGCUGCAUGAAACCGUCCUUAACCAAAGUUCUUCCGAAAGCAGUAACAAGGUUGAGUAUAGACAGGCAGCAUGGAAAUCUAUCGUCAAAAGUAUCCCUUCGUGGAUGAAAAACAUUUUCGGGGUCCACGCCAUAGAAAAUAGAUGCGACUUGAUAUUUCAGUGUCUUCAAUUUCCCGUCCUGAACAAGCAAAUCUCUUACGUGGUACUAGACAUCGUGUUGAAUGAAACCUUUCCCGAAAUCUUUUCAAAUGAUGCCACCGACCCCUCUUCACCAUAAUAAUAUCCGUGUACACCCAUGACCAUUGGUUCUCUUCACCACAAUUCUACUUGUAUAUUUUGAUGAAUUAUUUUGUACUGUUGACUUGUUAUCUCGAUUAGAAAAGUUGUCAGCUACCCA
Molecule: messenger RNA, 3012 nt
Organism: Daphnia pulicaria
Lineage: Eukaryota; Metazoa; Arthropoda; Branchiopoda; Diplostraca; Daphniidae
Product: sorting nexin-14-like
Exons: 15
Coding region: 130-2892 (920 amino acids)
Biological process (GO): autophagosome maturation
Cellular component (GO): late endosome
Molecular function (GO): phosphatidylinositol binding
Source: RefSeq, a predicted model, not a curated record